Molecule: messenger RNA, 4583 nt
Organism: Dipodomys spectabilis (banner-tailed kangaroo rat)
Lineage: Eukaryota; Metazoa; Chordata; Mammalia; Rodentia; Heteromyidae
Gene: Fnbp4
Product: formin binding protein 4
Exons: 17
Coding region: 48-3143 (1031 amino acids)
Molecular function (GO): protein binding
Source: RefSeq, a predicted model, not a curated record
CCGCCCCUCUUGGUUUCCGCCGCUUGCUGCUCGCGCUUGGGCUCGCGAUGGGGAAGAAGUCCCGGGCGGUACCCGGCCGCAGGCCCAUCCUGCAGCUCUCUCCGCCGGGUCCUCGAAGCAGCACGCCAGGCCGAGACCUGGAGCUGGAACCCGACACGGAGCCGGACUCUACAGCGGCGCCGCCUAGCCAGUCAGCCCCUGUGGCGGCGGCGGCGGCGACCGCGACCACGACCACGGCGUCGCCCUCAGUGCCUGCCGCCGCGGCCCCAGACGACCCGCCUUCGGAAGAUGAACAAGAAAUGGUGGUGGAGGUUCCCAAAGUUGUACUAAAUCCUCCCAAACCAGUUAUGACCACCAGACCCACAGCCGUUAAAGCAACAGGUGGUUUAUGUUUACUUGGUGCUUAUGCAGACAGUGAUGAUGAUGAAAGUGAUGCUUCUGAAAAACCAGCACAAUCCAAAGAGGCAAAUGGAAACCAGUCAACUGAUAUUGACAGUACAUUGGCCAACUUCCUAGCGGAGAUUGAUGCUAUAACAGCUCCACAGCCUACAGUUCCUGAGGGAACUUCUGCUCCACCUCCAACACCACCUCGACCAGAGCCAAAGGAAGCAUCAUCAUCUGCCCUUUCCUCCACUACAUCAAAUGGAACAGACUCAACCCAAACACCAGAGUGGCAGUAUGAUACUCAGUGUUCUCUUGCAGGAGUUGGAAUUGAGAUGGGAGAUUGGCAAGAAGUCUGGGAUGAGAACACAGGAUGCUAUUACUAUUGGAACACACAAACAAAUGAAGUAACUUGGGAAUUACCCCAAUAUCUUGCCACCCAGGUACAGGGAUUGCAACAUUACCAGCCCAGUUCUGUAACAGGUGCUGAAGCUAGUUUUGUGGUGAAUACAGAUAUAUAUGCAAAGGAGAAAACAAUUUCUGUUUCUGUUUCUAGUAGUAAAAGUGGACCAGUCAUAGCCAAACGAGAAGUUAAAAAGGAAGUAAAUGAAGCAAUUCAAGCUCUCUCUAACAAUGAGGAGGAGAGGAAAGGAGUGGCAGCAUCCCUGCUUGCCCCUUUAUUGCCAGAGGGAAUAAAAGAGGAAGAAGAGAGAUGGAGAAGAAAAGUAAUUUGUAAAGAAGCAGAGCCAGUAUCAGAAGUAAAAGAAACGAGUACAGCAGAAGAAGAAACAGUGACCACAGUAAAGCCACAGGAAGCUCUAAUGGACAGUAUAGAAGAUCCUUCUCAGGAAGAUGUUUGCAGCGUUGUUCAGUCUGGAGAAAGUGAGGAGGAAGAAGAACAAGAUACCCUUGAGUUGGAGCUAGUUUUGGAAAGGAAAAAAGCAGAGUUGCGAGCCUUGGAGGAAGGAGAUGGUAGUGUGUCAGGGUCUAGUCCACGUUCUGAUAUCAGCCAGCCAGCCUCUCAGGAUGGAAUGCGCAGACUUAUGUCUAAAAGAGGAAAAUGGAAGAUGUUUGUUCGAGCCACGAGUCCAGAGUCCACCAGUCGGAGUAGUAGUAAAACUGGACAAGAGACUCCAGAAAAUGGAGAAACUGUGAUUGGUGCUGAAAAUUCAGAAAAAAUAGAUGAAAGUUCAGAUAAAGAGGUAGAUGCAGAAGAAUCGUCAGAGAAGAUAAAAGUACAAACAGCACCAAAAGUGGAAGAAGAACAAGAUUUAAAAUUUCAGAUCGGAGAACUGGCAAAUACCCUGACAAGUAAAUUUGAAUUUCUAGGCAUUAAUAGACAAUCCAUCUCCAACUUUCAUGUGCUGCUCUUACAGACUGAGACUCGAAUUGCAGACUGGCGGGAAGGGGCACUUAAUGGAAACUACCUUAAACGAAAACUUCAGGAUGCAGCAGAACAACUAAAACAGUAUGAAAUAAACGCCACUCCUAAAGGCUGGUCCUGCCACUGGGACAGGGAUCAUAGACGAUAUUUCUAUGUAAACGAACAGUCGGGCGAGUCUCAGUGGGAAUUCCCAGAUGGUGAGGAGGAGGAAGAAAGCCAAGCUCAAGAAAAUAGAGACCAGACUCUUCCUAAAUCAGCUUUGAAAGACAAAAGUGGCACUGAUUCAAAUCCUACAGAAUCCUCUGAAAAUUCCACAGGUUCCCUUUGUAAAGAAUCCUUUCCUGGUCAAGUUUCCUCUUCAUCACUCAUGCCACUUACUCCAUUCUGGACCCUCCUUCAGUCAAAUGUGCCAGUACUUCAACCUCCAUUACCCUUGGAAAUGCCACCACCUCCACCUCCACCCCCAGAAUCCCCUCCUCCCCCACCACCACCCCCACCUCCUCCUGCAGAAGAUGGUGAAAUCCAGGAGGUAGAAAUGGAGGAUGAGGGAAGUGAGGAACCUCCUGCCCCAGGAACAGAAGAGGAUACUCCUCUGAAACCUUCCACACAAACCACAGUUGUAACUAGCCAGAGUUCAGUUGAUUCUGCCAUCUCUAGUUCUCCUUCUACUAAAGCAAUAAAGAGGAAAGCCUCAGAAAUUAGUACUGCAGUGGUUCAAAGAUCAGCUACCAUUGGUAGUUCUCCAGUGCUCUAUAGCCAGUCAGCUCUUACCACAGGUCACCCUGCCACAGGGAUUGGACAUCAGGCUACAGGGAUUGGAUCCCAGGCAAUGUCAGUUAGCCAUCCAGCUGCAGGAAUGAGUCAUCAGGCCAGAGGAUUGAACCUGCAGUCAAAUUACCUUGGACUAGCAGCAGCAUCUACAAUUAUGACCUAUGCUGAAUGUUCUGUCCCAAUUGGAGUAACUACUCCCUCCUUGCAGUCAGUCCAGGCCCGGGGUACUGUGCCAGCCACUGCCAUUAUAGAACCACCACCUCCUCCUCCUCCUCCUCCCCCUCCAACACCUCCACCACCACCACCAGCUCCCAAAGUGCCACCACCAGAGAAGACAAAAAAAGGAAAGAAAGAUAAGACAAAGAAGAGUAAAACAAAAAUGCCAUCUUUGGUAAAGAAGUGGCAGAGCAUCCAGCGUGAGUUGGAUGAAGAAGAAAACUCAAGUUCUAGUGAAGAGGAUCGGGAAUCUACUGCACAGAAGCGAAUUGAAGAGUGGAAACAGCAGCAGCUGGUCAGUGGCAUGGCAGAAAGGAAUGCUAACUUUGAAGCCCUCCCUGAGGACUGGCGAGCAAGACUGAAAAGGAGGAAAAUGGCUCCAAACACAUAGUGGUUUUAUUUUGUAUUUUUUUUAAUUUAGUUUUGUGUUGUCUUAACAAGUUUUACUGUUGUCAAAUAAAUUAUAAGUGUUACUGAGGAGAGCCUUUCUUGGGCCAGGAGCAUAUGUUCACAAAGUUGUCCAUUCAUGAAAUGUAAUUUUUCUGUUUGCUGAAGGUAAGGUGAUUAGAAUUGCUCUAACGUGGCUACUUUUAUUCUCACAGGCAGUCUUAACAUGUUAGUAUCAAUCUUGAAUAUGUAGCUUGUGAGCAUGGCAUUUCAGUAGGGGACUUGACAAAAAGUGAAGGAUUUUCCUGCCUAUUAGAUCUUAAUUGAAUUCCCAUUUGACACACUUCAUUAACUUCCACUCCAGAACAAGUUCAAUUAAGAAGGCAACUUUUUAUUCUACUCUGCUUGGAUCUCUCUUUGACCUCUUUAGUCUGCCCAGAGAUGUUGAGGUCUGUCUGAUGGCCAACCUUAGAAGUAAAUCUUUUCUCAUAAGUUCCAGGAUUUGACACACUAGGUAGCAUAUUUAAAUUUUAAGUACAGGCAGGAAUAGCAGCCAUGGGCGUUCAUAGCUUUAUUUUGAAAUUUUUCCCUUGUGAAAAAUAUGUGGCAGUGUAACAGUAGCCGCUCCAUGUAUUAUGUUUCCAUUGUUCUUGCAUAUUCUAAAAUUUACCUUCCUUCUGUGUGUGAAUGUAUUUUCCAUAAAAUUCCAGUAUUUAGAAAAUAGUUCAUUGUCUGUACUAUCACAAUCAGGUAAAGUCACUUUAAACUGAAGAAAAGCAAAUUUGUGUUCAAAGCUAUUUGUAUUUCUCCAGUUUCUGACCUUGUAAAUAUGUAUAUAUGCACUAAUAAAAGUCUUUUUAUACUCCUGAUUGGUUAUCCUGUUCCUCGUUAAACUGUUAUUCCACAAUUAUGUAACCAGGACUUAUUUUAGUCAAUUCUUAAUUGCUGUUUUCUAUUCAAAUGUGGUGCAAGGUAUGCACAAACUGAACAAACAUUCAUGAAGAAGCUAGCAGUAUCUUGGGGUGGGGGGGAUGUAGAAAAAUAGGCCUCUAGCACCAGAUGGUGCUCAGUUUCUGGAGCUUAUACCCUAUUUAUAAAAUUUGACCUACUUAAGUCCUGGAAAUGAUGUAAUGUGGUUAACAUUCUGAAAAAUAUAAAGGUGCUUUAAAGGCUUUUUUCUUCUUACAUAUACAACGGUGAUUAUAAAAGUAAUGUAUACUUAAUAGUUGUAUAUAAUUGACCAAAGACAUUAGUUUAAAUCUUAUAUCCAUAUAUUCCUAUGCAUAUAAUUAAAUUUUUUUAACCUGGUCAUUGUCAUGUAUGAUAGUGUGUUGAAUUUUUGUUUACCAUAGUGAAUAUUGGGAUACCUGUUUUGUAUAUAAAAUUCUUUUGUUACUUGCUUAGAGUAAAUUUAUGCAAAUAAAUAAGGUUAUCAACUAGCAAA